Sitodiplosis mosellana (orange wheat blossom midge) is the source of this 2188-nucleotide messenger RNA. RefSeq names its product testis-expressed protein 10. The transcript is spliced from 6 exons. Lineage: Eukaryota; Metazoa; Arthropoda; Insecta; Diptera; Cecidomyiidae. The record is from RefSeq and is a predicted model, not a curated record. Bases 113 to 2149 code for a protein of 678 amino acids. Gene Ontology annotation, cellular component: MLL1 complex; nucleus.
CGUUAUUGUUCGAAUGUAAACGUGCCAUAAUCGCACAUGGACAACACAUUUUCGUAGUAGCAAUAAAUAAACAAAAAAUUAAAUUUAAACCCGAGCGAAACGAAUGUAAAAAAUGACACGACAUAAAAAGUUUUUAAAGUCUGAAAAGACAAAAACUAAACUGAAGGGAGCCAAACUGCCGAAAGGUUUAAAUGUUACAAAAACGGAGUUUAAAGUGCGAAAGAUUGUGAUACGUGACCAAAUUAAGGAGUCGACUAUAGUUGAUGGAACGAUUGUUCGAUCAAAUAUUAAGGAUUUGCUAUCGAAGCUACAGCACCAUAAUUCUGCCAAUCGGAAUGAAGGUUUACGUUUUCUCAAAGAGAUAAUUACGAAUCAUCCACAUGAAACCAGCAAGCAUUUGGGUGCGAUUAUUCAGGGAAUUUGUCAAUUGGCACUGGAUAUUGAGAAAGAUGUUCGGCGAGAGUGUUUCAAGGCGUUGAGUUUAGUGUUUGCCUCACAAACAUCCGAUUUGAUAUCGCCAUUUUUCAAUGUUAUUACCUCGUAUUUGCGGUGCGCUAUGACGCAUAUCAACAUUCAAAUCCAAGAAGAUUCACUAUCAUUGUUGGACUGUUUGCUGUUGUACACACCGCAAUUGGUUGCAUCGAAUAGUGACAGUAUUUUCUCGUGUUUCCUCGAUAUGAUUUCGAAAUUGCGCACCGAAUCAAAGCCAGAGCGAACGCUCACCACAAACUUGGGCCGAAAAUUGACCAGUGUUAAAUGGCGUAGCAAAGUACUCGAUCGUCUUCUUGGCAUUUUGAAAGUAAUUGUCGAACAUCGAAAACUUGCGCAAAAGCAAUCACACCUUGAUAGCGAGCAACCAACGAAUUCAGCGGUUGAUGAUGCGUUCAAGCUUCCAACUGAACAGUCGGCAAUUGGUGCCCGAUUUAUGGCGUCACUAUUUACAUUUGAUGAAAAUGUCGACUUUUUCUUUUCGACCGCACGCAAACAUUUGAACCGCAACUGCGAUUUGCCGUUAUUGUUCCGUAAAACAAGUGGAGCAAUCACAGCAAAUGCAUCCAAUUUGCUAGUGGAACGUGACGAAGGGCAAAAAAUCCAAAAGUAUGUCGAAUUGUUGUUGCCUCUUUUAUUCGAGACGUGGAUGGAAGUGCGUCCAGCCAAACUCAAUGCGACCAAAUCGACCACCGAUUUUGACGAUGAAGACGUAUGCAUAUCGAAUGAAGCCGCUUUCACUCUGAAGACAACCGUUGAAAUCAUCGAGCAACUGUUGGAGCUGAUACAAAUGUGUGAUCUGGAUGUUAGCAAUGAUGAUCUUACGAAAUGGUUCCGAAAGAAGUACAGCCAGGAAUUUUCGAACCAAUUCCUUAACGGAUUUCCAUACAAUCAGUUUGAUGGGUUUAAAGGCAGUAAACGAAAGUCCAAAGGAAUGGCAACGGAGCAGGAAGUGUAUGAAGCAGGUGGUCAGAAGUGUAUCCAACAAAACUUGAAUAUUGCAUUUGUAUUUUGGACACUGAGCAAAAGUACAGCGAGCAAUCAAUUGUCGGCGAAGACAAUUAUCGAAUUUAUCAAAGACAAUUUAGUUUCUCUCGAUUCGUAUUCGCCGGAUGCUUUGCAAAUCGUUGUCAAGGUGUUGAGAACGAUUCUAGUGGAUAAUGCCCAAGAGUGGUUGGAAGCGUUGCCAGCAAUCAAAGAACUUUUGGCCACUGUUUUGGGCAUUUAUCAACGAGGCAAAUUUCCCAAAGAAAUUCGAACCAGAGUUUUGAUCAUGCUGUGUGAUAUUGUGCUGGAUCACAAACUGUACAACGCUUAUGGCCAGAGUAUAUUUAGCAAUUGGCUGCCAACACUUCCAACACUAUUGUGUCAACCGUACGUGUCACCGCAUGUUUUGAAAACAUUUUCACAUCUAGCCCGACAGAAGAAUCCAAUCUUCAUGAAACAUUUAGAAGCCAAUCGUGAUGCAAUUAUUGCAAAUCUGCCGCAAGUCCAAAUCAGUGGAUUGGAAAAUCAAGCACAAGGCAAACAAGAAAUCAUCAACCUAUUCUUUUGGCUGGAUUCACCAUGGAAGCCAAAUCAAAGUGAAGCUAUCAAAAAACAACUUCCAAACGAAUGGUCAAUGAUUGAAAAAUUGCUCCAAAUCAAACAAUUAUGUUAAAAUGUUUGGGAAAUAAAACGCAAUUUUAUUUGAAAAAAA